This is a messenger RNA of Symphalangus syndactylus (siamang), 4178 nucleotides long. It is a transcript of the gene BLOC1S2, whose product is annotated as biogenesis of lysosomal organelles complex 1 subunit 2. Gene Ontology annotation, biological process: lysosome localization; endosomal transport. The record is from RefSeq and is a predicted model, not a curated record. Gene Ontology annotation, cellular component: BORC complex; gamma-tubulin complex; BLOC-1 complex. Gene Ontology annotation, molecular function: gamma-tubulin binding. NCBI's taxonomy places the organism in Eukaryota, Metazoa, Chordata, Mammalia, Primates, Hylobatidae.
GUUUGGCCCAGGAGGCCUGGGAGAUGGUUAGCAGCAUCAGUCUGCAGCUCCCUUCCUACCCUGCAUGCCCUGAGACAGGCCUGUUGGAAGUUUGGGGAGGUCAUGAAUGGGAGAGAAAGAGAAUACAACUCUGCAGGGCUCUGUAACAUAGACUAAUGAGAAGACAAUAACAAAAAAGAAUUCAUAUCCAGCAACAGUAAUCAAGAAGUGCUUCCUUGGGGAAAGUGUAUUUUGAGCAGGGUUGUGAAGGGAAUUAUUGGUGGAAAAGGGGGAGAUGAUACAACUAGUGAAUGAGGUGGUAUGUGCAAGCAGUGUGUUUGGCUAAAGCAGAAGAUGUGUUUACUGGGAUAAAGAGAAAUGAAAUUGAGGAACGGGGAGUGACCUGCAGAUUUAGGGACCUAUUAGUUUGGUCUGAGGAUUUGAUAACCCAUCCUUUGGGACAUGACUAGUGUUUGAUUGUUUCCAAGUGGACACAUGACCUAUGUGUGGAGGAGGAUCAGAAAGUGAAGUAUGGGCCGGGCGCAGUGGCUCAUGCCUUUAAUCCCAGAGGCCAAGGCUGGUGGAUCACUUGAGGUCAGGAGUUUGAGACUAGCCUGGGCAAAAUGGCAAAAUCCUGUCUCCACUAAAAAUACAAAAAUUAGCCGGCCGUGGUGGCAGGCGCCUGUAAUCCCAGCUAUUGGGGAGACUAGGGCAGGAGAAUCGCUUGAACCCAGGAGGUGGAGGUUGCAGGUUGCAGUGGACUGAGAUCACGCCACUUGCACUCCAGCCUGGGCGACAGAGUGUGACUCCAUCUCAAAAAAAAAAAAAAAGAAAGAAAGUGAAGUCUGGUCCAGUACAGCAUCUCAAAAACAUUUAUUAAAUUGUUUCACUUCCCCAGGAAAUUACUGUAAGCUAAAUUUGUGAACCAGAAUCUAUGAGAAAAGGCUUGAUACAGAAUAGUAGGGGUUGUGAAUCUGUAAUUUUUUUUUUUCUUUUUCUGUUUUUAAGAGACAGGGUCUCACUAUGUUGCCUGGGCUGGUCUUGAACUCCUGAGCUCAAGUGAUCCUCUUUCCAUCUAUUUUGGUUGAUGGCACCACCCAGGCUUAAAACCCCAGAUACAUCUUAGUCUGCUUCCAUCCCUCAAUAUCUACUUGAACAAGUCCUAUAAAUUCCACUUCUGUAAUGUUCUUCCACCCAUGCUCUCCUUUCCAUUCCUUUUACCACCACUCUGCCUGAGAUCUUCAUUACUUUUCUUUUAUUAUUAUUAUUAUUUAAAAAAAUAUGGCCAGGCACGGUGGCUCACGCCUGUAAUCCCAGCACUUCGGGAGGCCUAGGCGGGCGGAUCACCUGAGGUCAGGAGUUCCAGACCAGCCUGCUCAGCAUGGCGAAACCCUGCCUCUACUAAAAAUACAAAAAUUAGCCAGGUGUGGUGGCACACGCCUGUAAUCCCAGCUACUCAGGAGGCUGACACGGGAGAAUUGCUUGACCUGAGAGGUGGAGGUUAUAGUGAGCUAUGAUCGUGCCAUUGCACUCCAGCCUGGUUGAUGGAGGGAGACGCUGUCCUAAAUAAAUAAAUAAUAGAGAUGAGGUCUGCUGCAUUGCCCAAGCUGGCCUCAAGUGAUCCUAACACCUCAGCUUCCCAAAAUGCUGGGAUUACAGGUGUGAGCCACUGCACCCAACUGUGACUGUAAGUUAUCAGCCUGAUUAUUUAUUUGUUUGUUUAUUUUUGAGCAAGAGAAACCAAGUAACAAAAUGUAGGUUUUUGGCUUCUCUUUAACAAUUCCAAAGAUUUGGCGCUACUAGCCCCUGCAUUCUUUCAAGGCUAUAAUUGGCUAGAGCUGAGCAGCUGCCUCUUAAAAGGACUAGUGCUAUCUAACUUGUCCUUACCACUUCCUGUUUUCUCCCCUUUACUGGGAACUAGUGUUAAGUGCCAUUGAUCACUGUUCUCUACUGUUAUUUUUAUUAGUAGCAGUACAGAAAUGGUUUUCUAUACCAAUGGCUCUGUCAAAACUGGUAAAGUAAAUGGUGGGCUAAGAGGAUCGCAUAUUCCAAGAAGGGGAAGCACAUUUCUUCAUGGAAGUGAAUAAUUUUUUUAUGCAUUUAAUGUGCAAACACUUGGCUUACUUUACUCAUUUACAUUAUCUUGCUGGCUUCUAGGUGUUUGAAUAUGUCACCCUUGUUUUAUUUUAUUUUAUUUUAUUUUAUUUAGACGGAGUUUUCGCUCUUGUUGCCCAGGCUGGAAUGCAGUGGUGCAGUCUCGGCUCACUGCAAACUCCGUCUCCCAGGUUCAAGCAACUUUCCUGCCCCAGCCUCCCAAGUAGCUGGGAUUACAAGCACACGCCACCACGCCUGGCUAAUUUUUUUUUUAAUUUUUGGUAGAGAUGAGGUUUUGCCAUGUUGGCCAGGCUAGACUUGAACUCCUGACCUCAAGUGAUCUGCCCACCUUGGCCUCCCAAAGUGCUGGGAUUACAGGCAUGAGGGGCAAUGCCUAGCUGUGACCUUUGUUUUAGAGAGACUAAUUUGAUAGCAGUAUAAAUAUGAGAGCGUAGAUAUGGGGGAGAGAGAACAGAGAGAGAUGAGCAAUAAUUCAGAUGAAAAGUAAUAGAGGACCAGGCACCAUGGCUCAUGCCUGUAAUCCUAGCACUUUGGGAGGCAGGAGGAUUGCUUGAGGCCAGUAGUUCAAGACCAGCCUGGGCAACAUAGCACAACUCCAUCCUUGUAAUCUUGUCUUUUCCCCUACCAUCCAGAGGUUACAUGCUCCAAGUAAUCUAAUAAUAAUGAAAGAAAAGAAAAGUAAUGAAGAUCUGAGGCAGAGUGGUGGUAAAAGGAAUGGAAAGGAGAACAUGGGUGCAAGAACAUUAUAGAAGUGGACUUUAUAGGACUUGUUUAAGUAGAUAUUGAGGGAUGGAAGCAGGCCAAGAUGUAUCUGAGGUUUUAAGCCUGGGUGGUGCCAUCAGCCAAAAUAGCUGGAAAGAGGAACUGUGUUUAGUGUGAAAAUGUUUUCAGUUUUGGGUUGGCUGCUUGUUGAUGUAACUGGGGAACUCAGGUGACUUGUACAUUGGUUUCCAGAGCUCAGAGACUGAUCAGGGCACAAGAAACAGAUUUCGGAGUCACUUUCAUAGUGGUGUGAUUGGAGGCUGUGCAGGAUGAGAUUGCCAAGGAAGAGCUUAGAAGUAGCCACCAGUGAAGACUAUAAGCUCCUGGAAAAUAUGAAUAAACUCACCAGCUUGAAGUAUCUUGAAAUGAAAGAUAUUGCUAUAAACAUUAGUAGGAACUUAAAGGACUUAAAUCAGAAAUAUGCUGGACUGCAGCCUUAUCUGGAUCAGAUCAAUGUCAUUGAAGAGCAGGUAGCAGCUCUUGAGCAGGCAGCUUACAAGUUGGAUGCAUAUUCAAAAAAACUGGAAGCCAAGUACAAGAAGCUGGAGAAGCGAUGAGAAACUUAUUUCUAUGGGACAGAGUCUUUUUUUUUAAUGUGGAAGAAUGUCUUAUAAAACCUGAAUCCUGAGGCUGAUGAAUUGUGAAAAUUCCUCAAAAGGAAAUUAUGCUGGUCAUCCCAGGAACAUCUCAACGUUCGAGUAAACUGGAGGACUGUGGCUAUUCCUGAACCUUCUUUGAGGCAGAAUCCCUCAGAAUCUCACACUUAUAACUUCCUACCUUUUACUUGAAUGCUUUGCCAUAUUCCGGACAGAGACUCUCACAAAGUUCAGAAAACAGCUGGACUUACCAGUAAAAUCAAAAGAGAGGACCUAUGUUCUCUGGUAGUGGUUGAUUACUACAUUAUUUUCUUAAGUGGCUGGUUUUUUAGUUACUAUGUAAAUGGUCUUUUUUUUUUCUGUUAAUGAUGCUAAUGUGUUAUAAACAAGAUUCUAAAUUUAAAAAGGAAAACAAAACAAACUUGUUCUCUGCAGCUUAUUACCUUGUGAAUGUCGGUAACUUACUUUUCCAUAAUAUUGCAAAUAACAUAAAAUCUUAAAAUAAUUCUAAGCUGAGUCUUCUAGAUUGAGCAGAAAUAGUGAAAGGAGUAUUGAUAACUUGGUGUAUGUGAUGGGCCCCUCUUGUUUAUUUUCUACAUGAGUCACAUUAACAUGCGGUCAGUUUGGGAAAUGUGAUGACAACAAAGACUAGAUGGGUAUGUGUGUUUAUGUGUUGGGUAGGGAGGUGACGAUUGCCACUCAUAAAAUAAAGGAUUUUAUAAAAUA